UCGUUCCCUUCCCGAUACUAAUGAUACAUUUAAACGCACAUUAGAUAUCCACUCGAAAUCCAACAGUCGCAUGUUUGAACAACGUUCUUUUUUACGUUUAGUACUUUAACAACUUUUGGCUUAAGCACUAGCAAAACGAAACCAUGGCACUGCUGCUCCCAGCAUACCUUAACGAAUCUCUGAUCCAAACGGCACUUGAGUCAGGACUUGACUAUCCUCGCCGAACGCGCGUCCAGCUUCUGCAGUGUCGCUUCCGGUGUGCCACGACCGUGGGCGAUAACUACCUGAGUGAUGUUUUCAGGGCUUGGGUACGAUUUAGAAGGUUGGACGAUCAGGACCGCGAUGAGGACAUUUCGCUGAUAGUAAAGUGUAUGCCGGCCGAUGGCCAUCGUGGAUCGGUUAUAGAAGAGCUUAACGUGUUCGAGAAGGAAGUUCUGAUGUUCCGCGAUGUGGUCCCGCAGCUGUCGGAAGUUGUCGGGGGAGAGCAGUUUGCUGCUAAACUAUAUUACGCCACCGAGGAUCCAAUCCGGAUGAUCGUCUUUCAGGAUCUAAACGCAAUAAACUACACAAUGACCAAUCGUACCAACGGCGGACUUGAUUUGAACCAUUGUUUGCUUAUAAUGCGCAAGAUUGCAAAAUUUCACGCUGCCUCAAUGAUCAUGGCGAGCAAAAGUCCGACAAAGUGUAAAGAAUUCGAGCAGGACUUUGGGUACGGUUUCUUGAAUCCAAAGGUCUCGCGAGAGAACAACACAGUUAUGGGGAUAUUCACCCAAGGGCUCAGUACGUUGAUUGAGUGCGCCAGUACGUGGACCAAUCUCGAUCCCGUCAUAGUGAAGAAGCUUAGGGCGUUGAAACCAGUCUACAAGGAGCGAUUGGAGAAAUCGUUGAACCAACAAUGUCUCGAUGGGUUUAAGGUGAUGAACCAUGGCGAUUUGUGGAGCAACAACAUGCUGUUCAAAUACUGUCCGGACGGGACACCGCAGGACGUUAUAUUCGUCGAUUACCAGCUGAGUUGCUACACGAGUCCUGGCGUAGAUCUGAACUACUCGUUGAUAAACUGCCCAACGUUCGAGGUGCGUGAAAAGCAUCGCGAUGAUCUGAUUGCAGAGUAUCACAAAAACCUCACGGCCGUAUUGAAGGACGCUGGCUACGAAAAGAUCCCAUCACUGGCUGAUGUUAAGAAGGAAAUUCAAAGAAUGAACUUUUACAGCUUCUUCGCGGCCGUGGCCAUCCUUCCGAUAGUAACGAUGGAGAGCAUCGAGUUGGGCUUGGACGUUGGCCUCGAUGCGCUGGCGGACGAGAAGAAAGCCGAGCAGCUGCGCUUGCACCAGUACAACGGUGACCGGUACCGGCGCUCGAUAGUGGUGCUACUGCAGCGAUUCAAUCGGGAGGGCUUGUUGGAUUAAAACACGUGAUUGCAUAGAUAUAGGUAUCUUAUCUAUAUGGGAGAUACAAUUAUCAUUUAGUUGAUAGCUCGUUCGUAGUGGGUAUUAUGCGUCUAUUAAAACGAACCCCAUCCAAAGCGCUUGGUCAUCUACACACAUGAAGCGACAGAUUAGCAUUGAUAUAUAUCUUGACAGGAGGAAAUCAACUGCUGGUGAUAGUGACUUGCACAUGAGUAAAUUACAUUUCUAGCCAAAGCUCUAGCUCAGGUUAAGGCAAAGUCACGUUUGCUUAUCUUAUCGUUGUGGGAAACAAAGGAAAACUGGAAGGUAGGUUGAAUCUGUUAUAUUUGCAUAAAAAUGCACAAUAAAUAUAAAAAAGUCUUCAAAAAAAUUGUUUAUUAUUUGU
Molecule: messenger RNA, 1791 nt
Organism: Culex pipiens pallens (northern house mosquito)
Lineage: Eukaryota; Metazoa; Arthropoda; Insecta; Diptera; Culicidae
Exons: 3
Coding region: 144-1406 (420 amino acids)
Source: RefSeq, a predicted model, not a curated record